Molecule: messenger RNA, 1173 nt
Organism: Metarhizium album ARSEF 1941
Lineage: Eukaryota; Fungi; Ascomycota; Sordariomycetes; Hypocreales; Clavicipitaceae
Product: TLG2-vesicle protein of 38 kDa
Exons: 2
Coding region: 1-1173 (390 amino acids)
Biological process (GO): mitotic spindle elongation; vesicle-mediated transport
Cellular component (GO): Golgi membrane
Source: RefSeq, a predicted model, not a curated record
AUGCCCACGGGCUACUCAGCGGCCGACGAGCCGCCGCGCACCCCGUCGCCGCCGCAGCCGCCGCCGUCGUCGUCGUCAUCGUCGUCAUCCUCAUCCUCGUCCGACUCCCCCCCUCCGGUCCGCCGGCCGCGCCGCCUCUCCUCCGCCGCCGUGCUGCGCACCCGCCCGUCCGGCACGCCCCGGACCCUCCUCCGGCGAGCGUCGAGCAAACUCCACGGCUGGACCCAGUGGCUCGCCCAGUCCUACCUCGCCCUGUCGCCGACCAGCCGCGUCCUCGCCCUCGCCGCCUGCCUCGCCGCCUGCGCCCUCGCCGCCCUCACCAUCGUCUACUCGCACCGCUUCUUCGGCUGGCUGACCCCCGUGGCCAAGUCGUGGCGCCACCUCCCCGGCGGCUGGCUCGUCGUCUUCGCCCUCGUCUUCGUCACCGCCUUCCCCCCCCUCGUCGGCUACUCGACCGCCAACACCAUCGCCGGCCUCGUCUACGGCUUCCCCCACGGCUGGCCCCUCGCCGCCCUGGCCUGCACCCUCGGCAGCCUCGCCGCCUUCCUCGCCAGCCGCACCGUCCUCAGCAGGUACGUCGACCGCCUCGUCGGCGCCGACCACCGCUUCGUCGCCCUCGGCCACGUCCUCCGCCGCGACGGCAUCCUCUACCUGACCGCCAUCCGCUUCUGCCCGCUGCCCUUCAGCCUGAGCAACGCCUUCCUGGCCACGAUCCCGAGCAUAACGCCGCUGUCCUUUGCCGUCUCCACGGCCCUGUCAACGCGAGUAGCCGCCGUCCCCCGUCCCCCUCCCAAACUCCUCAUCCACGUCUUCGUCGGCAGCCGCCUCGCCGUGCUCGCCGAACGGGGCGACCAAAUGACCGCCGCCGACAAGGCCAUCAACUACAUUGCCAUGGCCGUCGGCGGCGUCGUCGGCCUCGCCGUCGGCCUCGCAAUCUACCGCCGCACCAUGGCCCGCGCCGCCCAGCUCGCCCGCGACGACGGCCACGACAUUGGCCACGCCGAGCUCGGCGCCAGCCGCCCCUACGACGACUCCGAUGCCACGCUGCUGGGCGCCGACGACGAUGACGCCGCCAUCAUGCCGCCCGACGACGACGACCUGUCGCUCUGGGAGACGCAGCGGGACACCCGUGGCGGCGGUGGCGACGACGGCGCCAGUCGGAACGGGAAGUGA